This is a messenger RNA of Oncorhynchus keta (chum salmon), 1140 nucleotides long. Its product is annotated as cGMP-specific 3',5'-cyclic phosphodiesterase-like. The coding region runs from base 1 to 1140 and encodes 379 amino acids. The transcript has 9 exons. The record is from RefSeq and is a predicted model, not a curated record. Gene Ontology annotation, molecular function: protein binding. Lineage: Eukaryota; Metazoa; Chordata; Actinopteri; Salmoniformes; Salmonidae.
AUGCCCUGCCUCCAGUCCGAACCGCUGCAGGAGCAGAUGGCCUCGGAUGGAGUGACUCCCGACACGUCCUCUCCUUUCGACUCUCCCUGCCCGGGCGGAAGGGAACAACCCGCGGUGACCAGCGCCGGUUGGUUUUUCUCGCCGCUGUGGAGCCGUCGGACCAAGACGCACCGAUGGGGGUUCGGGAGCGGAGUGGACAGCGACAGGGUGGAGGUUUGGCUGGAUGAUCAUUCGUCCAGAGAAGGCGGGCAGUUGCUCCCCCGUACCCCUCGCUCCCCCACUUCUCCGUUUCUUCUCGCUCCCUUCGCUGCCCCCACUCCCCCAGCUCACCCCGCUCCUCACCUCGCUCUUCACCCCGCUCUCCGAGGAGGACUAGAUCCUGUGGGCGAGGUGAGCCUUGUGGGCGAGCUGAGCCCUGUGGGCGAGGUGAGCCCUGUGGGGGCCCUGCAACAUGCUAUAGAGGUGGUGUGGGCAGAACGCUGCUCUCUGUCUCUGCUCCGACAGGACCAGGAUGGAUGUAAGGGAUUGGUCCAGGUGGUUUCCCUGACGACGCCGGGCUGCGAGAGGGAAGAGUCUUCCAGCAAACAUGCCCACCAGGAGCUGGUGAAGGGCAUCCUGGGAUAUGUAGUUGCCACAGGGAUGCCCAUGAACAUGACAGGAGACGUCUGUGAGGACCCCAGGUUCACCACAGACGAGGACCAGACGGCAGGCUUCAAGAGUGUCCUGAGUGUCCCGAUUAAGAACAGUAGACAGGAGGUUAUAGGAGCAGCUCUGGUGCUGAACAAGAGGAUCAGUGAUGAUGUCCAGGGUUCUCUGUUCACAGACCAGGAUGAGAAGGUCCUGGCCUGUCACAUGGGUCUGCUCGGGCUGGUCCUGGACAAUGUUCAGCUGUUUGAGAGUUCCAGACAAGAAGCCAACCGAUGCCAGGUGUUGUUGACCCUGGCCAGGCUGCUGUCAGAGGAACAGAAGUCGAUGGAGAAUCUCCUGGGCAAGAUGGCCGCCACCAUCCUGCCUUUCGCACGGGCUCAAUACUGUACCAUUUUCAUCGCCAGGGACAGACCUAAGAACUCCUUCUCUGGGCUGGUCCAUAUGGAGGGAGAAGAACAAGGGUCAGAGUUCCAGAUCUUUCAAAGGUUCUAG